This is a messenger RNA of Naegleria lovaniensis, 1089 nucleotides long. RefSeq lists its product as uncharacterized. Bases 1 to 1089 code for a protein of 362 amino acids. Gene Ontology annotation, cellular component: endoplasmic reticulum membrane. NCBI's taxonomy places the organism in Eukaryota, Heterolobosea, Eutetramitea, Acrasida, Naegleriidae. The record is from RefSeq and is a predicted model, not a curated record. The transcript has a single exon.
AUGCUGCAACAACUCUUUUCAUCAACCAAUCUGAUCGUAUUGGCCAUCAUCACUCUAAUUUUUCUAAUCGGAUCCUAUAUACUGUUGAGAAGAUUGGCAAAGACACAAACGACAAUAUGGAAGCUAUCUGAUUUUACAUUCAUCUCGGCCGAUGAUUUAAAUAGCGAUCGAUUCGGAUUGAAGAACAAACAGAAAAAAGUUCAAGUCAAUAAUCCACUCUUUAUACAACGACACAAGAACAAGGCUGAACAAUAUUCGGUUUUGAAUGAACCUGAUUUGGAUUUGAGUAUAAUUCUUCCGGCCUAUAAAGAAGAGAGUCGGAUUCAUGUCACUCUUCAAGACACUUUUCAAUAUCUUGAAAGGAAAAUUGAGAAAAAUCAACAAUUUAAAUGCGAAAUGAUGAUUGUAGAUGAUGGAAGUACAGAUAAUACCGUUGGAGUAGUUGUUGAUUUUAUAAAAGAUUACAUCAAUAGAAAUCCAAACAUUGACAUCCAAUUAUUACGAUUGAUUAAAAACAAAGGAAAGGGAUUUGCAGUCAAGCAAGGAAUGAUUAGAGCUCGUGGAAAAUUAAUAUUAUUUGCAGAUAGUGAUAAUGCUACAGAUAUUAGAGACUUGGAUAAAUUAUUGACCAAGAUGGCAGAAAUGAAACAACAAAAUAAUUCCAAGAACGGAUACAUGGUUAUUGGAAGCAGGCAUCAUUUAAUGGAGGGAGUGAAACGUGAAAGAAAAUGGUAUAGAAAUAUUACCAUGUAUGGCUUUCAUUUUCUGGUUUACUUUGUGGCAAAUAUUACAAAUAUUUCUGAUACACAAUGUGGAUUCAAGCUUAUGGACAGAGAUGCUGUCAGACAGGUACUUCCAAACAUGAAAAUAGAUAGAUGGUGCUUUGAUAUUGACCUCAUUCAUAUUUGCAACACUAUGAAAAUUCCAAUUUUCGAACAUCCAGUAAAUUGGACAGAAAUUGAGGGUAGCAAGGUCAACAUUUGGGGUAUCAUUGGUAUGGCCCGUGACUUGUUCCUCAUUCGAAUGUACUACACUCUUGGUAUUUGGAAGGUUGUUGAAAAUCCAAAGCUUGAACCUUCAUUAAAUUAA